Molecule: messenger RNA, 1179 nt
Organism: Exserohilum turcica Et28A
Lineage: Eukaryota; Fungi; Ascomycota; Dothideomycetes; Pleosporales; Pleosporaceae
Exons: 2
Coding region: 1-1179 (392 amino acids)
Biological process (GO): transcription elongation by RNA polymerase II; positive regulation of transcription elongation by RNA polymerase II; protein phosphorylation
Cellular component (GO): nucleus; cyclin/CDK positive transcription elongation factor complex
Molecular function (GO): cyclin binding; RNA polymerase II CTD heptapeptide repeat kinase activity; cyclin-dependent protein serine/threonine kinase activity
Source: RefSeq, a predicted model, not a curated record
AUGAUCACGAAAAAGCGAAUGAAGCCACGACCUAUCCUAGCCCCAGAACACGCAAAUUCGGAAUCAGUGUACUACAGGAAGCCAGGAAAUGAGUCGGUUGUUGGAUCCGGCACGUACGGAAAGGUUUUCAAGGGUGUGCAUGUUUACACCAAGGACAUGGUAGCACUGAAGAAGAUUCGUAUGGAGGGCGAACGCGAUGGCUUCCCCGUUACCGCCAUCCGUGAGGUCAAACUCUUGCAAUCACUCAACCAUCCAAACAUUGUCAAUCUACGAGAGGUCAUGGUUGAAAAGAACGACUGCUACAUGGUUUUUGAGUACCUGUCUCACGAUCUCACGGGGCUCUUGAACCAUCCGACGUUUAAACUCGAACAAGCGCACAAGAAAGACCUGGCCAAGCAACUUUUUGAAGGCCUGGAUUAUCUCCAUCGGCGCGGGGUGCUGCAUCGCGACAUCAAGGCAGCUAACAUUCUCGUAUCCAAUACGGGUCAGUUGAAACUGGCUGAUUUCGGUCUCGCUCGUUUCUACUCCAAGAGUGGCAAGCUGGAUUACACCAAUCGCGUCAUUACUAUCUGGUACCGAUCACCGGAGCUGCUGCUUGGCGAGACACAGUAUGGUCCAGCAGUCGAUAUAUGGUCGGCGGCCUGUGUGCUCGUGGAGAUUUUCACUCGCCACGCCAUCUUCCCGGGCGAUGGCGGAGAAAUUAGCCAGUUGGAUAAGAUUUACAAUGUCCUUGGGACGCCUACUGUACAGGAUUGGCCUGGCAUCGUCGACAUGCAGUGGUUUGAGCUUCUUCGUCCAACGGAACGCAAGAAGUCGACGUUUGAGGAAAAGUACAAGGACCGGGUUAGUCCUAUGGGAUUUGAGCUGCUUCAGGCCAUGUUCCUCUUUGAUCCGAAUGCUCGUCCUACGGCCGCCGAUGUGCUUGAACACCCCUUCUUCACCAGUGAGGCUCCUAUGCCCAAACGAGCAGAGGCGCUGAAAGAGCUCGAGGGCGACUGGCAUGAGUUUGAGAGCAAAGCGCUCAGAAAGGAAAAGGAGAAGCAGGACAAGGAGGCUCGACGCGUGGCGCGGGAAGAGAAGGACAGUGCGAAGAAAGACGAGGGCAAGCGACGUGCUGACGCGGCGGUGGGUGAAGAGAGGGAUGCUAAGCGCACGAAAAGCGGAGAUGUCACGGCAUAG